Molecule: messenger RNA, 1197 nt
Organism: Fonsecaea nubica
Lineage: Eukaryota; Fungi; Ascomycota; Eurotiomycetes; Chaetothyriales; Herpotrichiellaceae
Exons: 2
Coding region: 1-1197 (398 amino acids)
Source: RefSeq, a predicted model, not a curated record
AUGCAAUAUUUGUCUGUCGCCUUGCCGCUGGCUGCCUUGGCCAGCGGUGUCCUGGCUAAUCCUGUGCACGGUGGUUCUUGCGCCAACAACGCCUGCUUGGCUGCUGUGACUGGCAAGGCUGCUUUGGGAGACGGUGCGCUCAGAGCCUCUCACUGCGCCAGCUUCCUGGCAACCACUGUGACCCCUAUCGUCACCGUCACCGAGACCAUCACUGGACACGGCGGUAAGGACAACUGGAAGCGCGCCACCGUUGCCCUUUGCCCCAAUGAGGUUCCCAACUACGCCAGCGCUUGCAACGAGGCCGCUUACACCAGCGCAUGCUCGUGCUUCGGCUACACCGAGGUGAAGACCACCACCGUUGCACCGACCACAACCACCAAGACCAUCUGGGUGAAGCCCACAGGUGGCUCCGGCGCCAGCUGCACAGUCGGUACUUCGACCUUGACUACCACAGUUACUGGCACCACCACCGUCGUGAGCGGCAGCACUUGCCCGGUUGCCACUUCCACCAUCACCGAGACCUCCACGAAGGUCAUCCCUACCUACAGCUCAUGCCCUGCGGCCGGCACUGCCACUACUGUCACCAUCACUCAAGGCCCAGCUACGGCUACCACCACCACAGUCACAACAACCGAGACUGCCACCGUUACGAAGCCUGGCAGCGGUUCUACGCCGGACACUCCCUCGUCUUGCGUUGUUGACGAUGCUUUGGCCACCACAUUGGUCGAAAACUUCAUGAUCCUGCUCGAGUUCACCUCGUACAACGGCACCCAAGGAGCACCGGGCCGGGGUUACCAACAGAACGUCUCCGACGCCACUUUGGCAUCCGACUUCAGCGACAUUUCGGACUCGAUCAACUUCAUGGCUGGCUUCCCUCUUGGCUCUGUCACCUUCCCUAGCAAGCAAGCUUUCGACUACGGUCAGGGUGUUCUCCAACCCGAGGUGGCUGUUACCGCUCUCAACAUCUGGCACGACUGCAACACCAUCACCUGGAGAUGGAGAAUCACCUCGACUCGCUUCCCUGUCAAUGGUAUCAACCAUAUGAUCAUCAACAGCGAGGGCAAGAUCCAGAAGAACUAUGCUGAAUUCGACAACGCUGCUUGGCUCCAGUCUUUCGGCCUGUCAUGCGCCACCAACCCGCCCAGCGUGGCCAGCUCUGUUGCCCUCCGGGCCCGUGCUCUCGGCCUUGGCAUGUAG